AUGCCUAAUAUCAAAGUAUUUGGUGGUUCGUCACAUCCGGAAUUAACAAAAUUAAUAUGUGCCAGAUUGGGCUUGGAACCGGGAAGAGUGAUAACAAAAAAAUUUAGUAACAGAGAAACAAGUGUUGAAAUCAAUGAAUCUGUACGUGGUGAAGAUGUAUUCAUUGUUCAAAGUGGAUGUGGUGAAAUUAACGAUAAUUUAAUGGAAUUAUUGAUUAUGAUAAAUGCUUGUAAAAUAGCGUCGGCAUCGAGAGUGACGGCUGUUAUACCGUGUUUUCCAUAUGCCAGACAAGAUAGAAAGGAUAAAAGUCGUGCUCCAAUUUCAGCUAAGUUAGUUGCAAAUAUGUUAAGUGUAUCUGGUGCCGAUCAUAUUAUAACAAUGGAUUUACAUGCAUCACAAAUUCAGGGUUUUUUUGAUAUACCUGUUGAUAAUUUGUUUGCUGAGCCAGCUGUUAUUAGAUGGAUAUCGUUACAUAUCCAAGAUUAUAAAAAUGCCGUUAUUGUUAGUCCAGAUGCUGGAGGUGCAAAACGUGUUACAUCCAUAGCCGAUCGUUUAAAUAUCGAUUUUGCGUUGAUUCAUAAAGAACGUAAACGUGCAAGUGAGAUUGAUUCAAUGGUGCUUGUGGGUGAUGUUAAAAACAGAAUUGCUAUAUUGGUUGAUGAUAUGGCUGAUACUUGUGGAACAUUUGAAUGUGCAUCCCAAAAGCUGUUAAAUGCUGGAGCAAGUAAAAUUUAUGCAAUUUGUUCACACGGCAUAUUUAGUGGUCCAGCUAUUAGUCGUAUUAACAAUUCGCCAUUUGAAGCGGUUGUUGUUACAAAUACGAUUCCACAAGAUGAAAAUAUGAAAAAUUCAAAUAAAGUGCAAGUAAGCAAGAAAUGUUAUGCUGUUUGAAUGACUAUGAUUAAACAAGAAAAAGUAUGACCUGACCAGAAUGUUUAUCUUUUUCUAUUCUUACAGGUAAUCGAUGUGUCAAUGAUGUUUUCUGAAGCAAUACGUCGUACCCAUAAUGGUGAAUCUGUUUCUUACUUAUUCACGCAAAUGCCUUUAUAAAAACGUUUUUUUCUAUACUGUUUUUUCUAACUACUUGUUUGGAGAAUGUCUGUUUAAUCGAAUAUUUUUCUUUCUUUUUGUAUGUUCCUUUAUUUUGAAGUGAAAUAUAUAUACAUGUGAUAACUUUUGUAUGUUAAGUGAGUCAGUCUUUGUAUUUACUCUAUCUUUUGUACGUCCUAUUUUGUUCUUUAUUUGCUGUGCACGAUGUGCUAUGCAAUGAUAUCUCAUUUUUUUUGUUUAAAAGUGAGAGACAAUUAAAACACUAUGCUUUUCGACUUUCGUGCUACUUAUAUAGUUUAGAAAAAUGAAAUAUAAGAAUCUGUUGCUUCAAAGUACCACAUAGUAUCUUUGGUAUGGAUUUUAUUCGAAUUUACCUCUUUACGAUCCGUAAAUUCAACCAAUGUUGACAACUAUAUUCGAAUCGCUCGAAUUCGCACAGUUCCAUUUGGGCUGUAACUUUCAUAUAUCGAGAAUAUUUCGUUCUGGUGCAAAAAGAAAAAUAUCAAAAAAACGAUUGUUGGUGUUUUUUGACCAAAAACCUUUCAGUAUUUCUGAACUCUCCAAGAUGUAAACAUCUCAAUAUUUUCUCUUAAUCAAACAAAGUGUGUUUGUUUUCGUUAUUCUGUCUUUUUCUAAUCAGACAUAUUCUGAACAUAAAAUUGUUAGCUCAGCGACUUGUGUUGGUUUAACUAGCUGUAUGGCCGUUUGAUAAUAAGGCCUUCUUCAAGAUAAUAACUUGGCUAAAAUGCCAUUUCAAUAAAUUUGUUUUCAUAGUAAUUGAAAAAGCGAUUGUGAAACAAAUGUAUCAUGCUGAUUAUUUAUUGAGGUCGAGUUUGAAAUAAAAUAUAAUUUUAAUUGCCUAUUGAAGUAUUUUUCACAACAAAAUGUGAGCAGAUACCUGUUUAAAUUACAUCUAUGAUUGAUGGUCAAAAUAAGAUUCAAUGAAUCGAUUGUAAACUGACAAAAUCACGAUUGAACCGUUAACCACUUUCAUUUAAUGUCAAACCCUAGCGACGAUCAUUUUAUUUGAGCUGUUUUCGCUGAAUGUCUAUAUUAGACUGACGAAGGAACAUUCCUAGCUGUUCAACCCCGAUUUCUUUCAGACAUACAUCAAUCGAUAGCCUAUAUCGAGAUAGUAAAAAGCCUAAAAGGAUUUAUUCUCAUGGAUCUUGAAGACCCGGUUUUCUGGAAAAUCAGUUUUCAGAAACUCUAAAAAAAUAACCAACACAUUUCUUAAUAAGGCAUGAUUGUAGCCCGGAAAGUUCUGAUUAAAAUGAGACGUCUCCCA
Didymodactylos carnosus is the source of this 2338-nucleotide messenger RNA. NCBI's taxonomy places the organism in Eukaryota, Metazoa, Rotifera, Eurotatoria, Philodinida, Philodinidae. The record is from the annotation of a GenBank genome assembly.